Apiotrichum porosum is the source of this 1305-nucleotide messenger RNA. RefSeq lists its product as uncharacterized. The record is from RefSeq and is a predicted model, not a curated record. Lineage: Eukaryota; Fungi; Basidiomycota; Tremellomycetes; Trichosporonales; Trichosporonaceae. The transcript has 2 exons. Bases 1 to 1305 code for a protein of 434 amino acids.
AUGCUCGGCGUCCUCGUCCUGCUCCUCCCAGUGGCUCGGGCAUUCAUCUUUCAGACCCCUCUUCAGCUUUCGACCUGCGAACCUGUCUACCUGCACUGGUCCCAGGGGGUCGCCCCAUAUUAUCUGUUUGUGUUCCCAGGCGACGCGGCUUUGGGCCACUCCCUUGACUGGUUCUAUGUCGGUGACGACAGCUACUUCACUUGGACUCCCGACAUUGGGCCUGGCUCACCCAUCACACUCGCUGUCAAGGAUGCCACCUCCGAGAUGGAGUACUCUGGUGUCAUCACCAUGGAAGCCGGGUGGUCGCAGGACUGUGUCAAGUUGUUAGGUCCAGCAGAGGACCCGUCCUUUUGGUCCACAGCCACCGUUGCGUACAAUGCGGGACCGACAAAUACAACCACAACCACAACCACAACCGCGGCAGCCAGCUUUCUACCCGCCCCGACUUCCGCGGACCCGCCAACGGAAGCACCAAGCCCGCCCGUUGAUCCCAACACCACCCCACCUACCAUGCCCAGCACUGCUGCAACGGACGUCCACGCCCUGGGUAUCGUGGGGUUAUCGAGCAGCCAGCGAACGUUACUUAUUGCGGGUGCCACAGCCGGUGGUGCGGUCGGUUUGGCAAUCAUUCUGAUUUUGCUUGUGUGUCUCUGCAGGCAGCGCAAAAGUGCUCAGGACUCCAAGCACCCAACCCGCUCCCCCGAAGCACCCCUUGACAUGGGCGAAGUUGAAUCAAUCAGCUCAGCCACAAAGGUCACCCCAUUCCCUACCAGCCCCUUCGCGCACGAAGACGACGACAAUGCGGCGUCGGACGACGGCGGGAGCUUGAGCGAACCAUUCGACUAUUCCAGCCCCCCUCCAUCUCCUCUGCCCGGCACGUUACCCAAUCCCACUCCAUUCGGCAUCAUCACCCCAGUCCCACCAUCGCGGCGGCUGUCGCGCUCCAGUUCGCGCGGUUCCCUCAGCUCACGAAGCGAAAAGCAGCAACACCUUCGUCCUCCGUCACUGGGCCCAACACGUCACAGUCGCGCGAGCUCGAUCAGCGCAUACAGCAUAUACUCGCUCGGUAGCACGCUCAGUGAUGACGGUAUGGCCAGUUAUAAUCUCCAACACGACCCGGCGCGGCCAGUCACGCGCCCCGAACCAGCUGCGGGCCUGGCUCCCAUCAGCGAAAACGGUAUGGCAUACGAACGCGACAUGGGACGCGUCAUCAACGUGCUGCCACCGCCAUACCAGCCCAACUGGCAGGACAAUCAGCCCAGAGAGGUGCACGCCACGGAUUCUCAGUAUGGGUUCGCACUGUAA